CAUGCGCAUCAGUCGGCUUCCUGACUCUCCGGUUUGCGCCAUUUUCUUCCUCUUAGCUAGCUAGCUAGCUUAGCUACCGUAUAAAUACAUUGAUUAGGCUAUCUUCUUAUUUAAUUCAGCCUUCCCAGUUAGUAAGUCGGCAUUUAAAUCAAUCGAUUUUUUAACAUGGAAGACGAAAGCCACCCCAAAACGCUGUAAGUAGUCAACACAACAGCCACGACUUUGCCUCCUAGCUAGCUUGACAAUGUUAGCUAACUAACUGUUAACUAGCUAGAUAACUAUCGACCUCAACAGCUUCCUCAUUUCAACCUCUCACUAGGCGAAUCAGCAUACUUUUUUUCUCCCCAGUGAAACAACGGUUACAGUCAGUAGGCUGACCAAACUGUAUUCGUGAACUUAGGCAAUCAUAUCUUGCAUGGCACAUCAGCUUGCUGCUAGCUAAGUUACCUAGCUAGAUAACUAAUGUUAGCUAUCUUCAUGUUAUUGAAAUGUCCCCAUCAUGGCUGGGAUAACGUUAUAGUAGUUAGCUAGCUGACAGCUAACUAAGUCAUGCCUUUCUCUCUAGCCGACUAUACUCAACGAUUUACGAGUUGAGUUUAAUCGACUUGCCUUUCUCUUGUCUGCAUACUGCAGUAAUGAGGAACAUGUGUUAUUUAAAACGAAUUAGCUACUUAAUCUUAGUAUCAAGACAAGUUGAUACUUAUAGAUAGCUAGCUACUUUGGUUGGUCAAUAAAUAAUAGCUACAUAAUAAUUAGGCUAUAAUUAAUUGCAAGAAGAGUGCCUUGGUCCUCGUCUUUUGUUGACCAAUUAGGCCUAACCUUAAACCAAAUAACAAGUAAAAUCUAAAUACAUUUUGUCAGAUCUAGAGGCUAUGCAGACCUUUUGUCUAGUGCCAAAAGGUGUCCGCUAGACUCAGAGCCAAAAGGAGUUCCCUAAAUGGACAGAUUUGUUUUCCAGAGGUGUCUUCAUUGGACAGAUCGGGGCACAUACCUUCCCACAAUCAUGAGCAAAAUCAGAUUUGUGUGCUUAAAACUAAAGAUUUGUGUAGUUAAAUUUGAUAUUCAAUAAAUAACAUUCAAGCCAAUAUUUGAAGCAACUAAACUUAUCCUAUCCUUAGCCUAUCCUUAAUCAACCUCCUAAGAUCACUCAUUUGCCCCAUCUUUUCCCUAGGUAUGUUGGUAACCUGUCCAGAGAUGUAACAGAAAUUUUGAUUCUUCAGCUGUUCACCCAAAUUGGACCUUGCAAAAGUUGUAAAAUGAUAACUGAGGUAAGAUAUGUUCUGCUCUGUUAGCUGUGAUGACUUAUGGAGACAUUUGUGUUGACUAGUUUCAUUAUCAUGUAUUAUGCACUAGGUCUAGGAAUUCAAGUCAGUAUACAGGGUACUACUGUUAACCUUUUUGACUGUAACAGCUGCCAUUGGCACAUACCAGUUUUUCACAUAAUUCCACCCCCUUUUCCAUUCAUUUUGAAUCAAUGUUGCCUUUGUUUGUUGGUCUUUAUUUCCCAUAUAAAACUGAUAAGAUUUGCAUCAUGUUGAAAAACACACCAUUACAUUUACAUAAUUGCCUUGACAUAUCAAGGACGGGAAAGGUCAUUGGUAAUUAGGCUUACCCUUUUAUAAAACAUUUAGCCUAUAUCCUUGCAUUACCUAGCAUUUAUUUUUGAUGCAGUUUUUUUUUCAAUAAUUUCAUUGUCACCCAAAAGGGAUUGGAUUCAGCACCUCCCUUAAACCGGUCUAAUAUCCUCCCUUAAAUCGGUCUAAUAUCCUACUCCUUGCAGUUACCGUAGUUACAGGGGGAUAAGGGUAAACAUGGUCUACCAUGGGAUGCCGAUGUAAUGGUUUCUAGUGGACCUGACCAAGACUUUGUCGACAUCUCCAGCGUAGCUGGGUGAGACAUUAUAGGCUACCCUCCAUAUGACCUACAGUGCAUUCGGGAAAGAAUUCAGACCCCUUCACUUUUUCCAAUUUUUUUUAUGUUACAGCCUAAUUUUAAAAUGGAUGAAAUUAUUUUUUCCUCCAAUCAAUCUAUAUACAAUACCCCAUAAUGACAAAGCGAAAACAGGUUUUUAGAAAUGUUUACACAUUUAUAAAAAAAUAAAAAAACAGAUACCUUUACAUAAGUAUUCAGACCCUUUGCUAUGAGACUUGAAAUUAAGCUCAGGUGCAUCCUGUUUCCAUUGAUCAUCCUUUAGAUGAUUCUACAACUUGAUUGGAGUCCACAUGUGGUAAAUUCAAUUGAUUGGACAUGAUUUGGAAAGGCACACACGGCUAUAUAAGGUCCCACAGUUGACAGUGCAUGUCAGAGGAAAAACCAAGUCAUGAGGUCGAAGGAAUUGUCCGUAGAGCUCCGAGACAGGAUUGUGUCGAGGCACAGAUCUGGGGAAGGGUACCAAAAAAUGUCUGCAGCAUUGAAGGUCCCCAAGAACACACUGGCCUCCAUCAUUCUUAAAUGGAAGAAGUUUGGAACCACCCAGACUCUUCCUAGAGCUGGCCGCCGGCCAAACUGAGCAAUCGGGGGAGAAGGGCCUUGGUUAGGGAGGUGACCAAGAACCCAAUGGUCACUCUGACAGAGCUCCAGAGUUCCUCUGUGGAGAUGAGAGAAUCUUCCAGAAGGACAACCAUCUCUGCAGCACUCCACCAAUCUACCCUUUAUGGUAGUGGCGAGACGGAAGCCACUCCUCAGUAAAAGGCACAUGGGAGCCCGCUUGGAGUUUGCCAAAAGGCAACUAAAGGACUGUCAGACCAUGAGAAACUGGUCUGACGAUACCAAGAUUGGUCUGAAUGCCAAGCGUCACGUCUGGAGGAAACCUGGCACCAUCCCUAUGGUGAAGCAUGGUGGUGGCAGCAUCAUGCUGUGGGGAUAUUUUUCAGUGGCAGGGACUGGGAGACUGGUCAGGAUCGAGGGAAAGCUGAACGGAGCUAAGUACAGAGAGAUCCUUGAUGAAAACCUGCUCCAGAGCGCUCAGGACCUCAGACUGGGGUGAAGGUUAACCUUCCAACAGGACAACAACCCUAAGCACACAGCCAAGACAAUGUAUUAGUGGCUUCGGGACAAGUCUCUGAAUGUCCUUGAGUGGCCCAGCCAGAGCCCAGACUUUAACCAGAUUGAACAUCUCUGGAGAGACCUGAAAAUAGCUGUGUAGCGGCGCUCUCCAUCCAACCUGACAGAGCUUGAAAGGAUCUGCAGAGAAGAAUUUGAGAAACUCCCCAAAUACAGGUGUGCCAAGCUUGUAGCGUCAUACCCAAGAAGACUCGAGGCUGUAAUCGCUGCCAAAGGUGCUUCAACAAAGUACUGAGUAAAAGGGUCUGAAUACUUAUGUAAAUGUGAUAUUUCAGUGUUUUAUUUGUAAUACAUUUGCAACGAUGUCUUAACCUGAUUUUACUUUGUCAUAAUGGGGUAUUGUGUGUAGAUUGAGGGGGAAAAAACAAUUUAAUCAAUUUUAGAAUAAGGCUGUAACCUAACAAAAUGUGGAAAAAGUCAAGGGGGCUGAAUACUUUCCGAAUGCACUGUAGGUGACAGUUGAGACGUCUUAGGUUUGGUCUCUUUUUUUUGUUGUUGUCCUGAGUGACGCGUUCAGUCAGAUGGAUCAGGGAAUGUUUAUCAGUCGAAAUGGGAUGUUUUCCAUUUCGGCUAACUUUCUUUCUCCUUUAAUAAAUGUAUGAUUAGGCCAAGUUCACAUGGCACCAAUUGUAGUUGGUUCUAUUUAGAUGUUAUGCAAUGAAUGCAAUCAGAUCAAAUUGCUUAUUUUUUCAGCCUUUGGCUGGUUAACCUUUUUUGCACACUUUUCCAAAAGAAAGAGGUUAGGGUUAUUGAAUCCCAGCCUUUUAAAUAUGAUGGCCAUUAUUUUUAAUUGGCUAACAUUGGCUCAGUUACAUAUAGCAGCACAAUAUUGAUGAUACACUGUAAUCCUCCGAUAGAGUAACAUGGUCACUCAGUACUUGCAAUUGUAUUCCAAAUAUACGUUUGGCAAUAAUAUACUCUCCCAACUUUUUUUUCUCAGCAACCCGAUAGCAGGAGGAUGAACUCUUCUGUGGGAUUUUCUGUUUUGCAGCAAUCAAGCAAUGACCCGUAUUGCUUUGUGGAGUUCUUUGAACACAGAGAUGCUGCUGCUGCCCUAGCAGCCAUGAAUGGGAGGAAGAUAUUGGGAAAGGUAAUUUUUCCACUCUGCAAUGAAAUACUCUGUAUGAGGCUGUUUCUUGCUAAGAAGUGCUGGUUCUAACCCUUUCACAGUGGCUUUUAGGGACAUGGAAUGAAUGCCUUUGCUCCACUUACAUUUGAUUGUUCUGUGAAAUGUUUAAUCUUCAGGAGGUCAAAGUAAAUUGGGCCACCACUCCAAGUAGCCAGAAGAAAGAUACAUCUAGUAAGUGUUUACAUUUUUUAACUUUUUCCUGUUUACUACAAAGUCAGUAGCUGCAUCAGGGAAUAAUAAUGAUUAUUUCUUGGCCGUUUCAGAUCACUUCCAUGUGUUUGUGGGAGACUUGAGCCCUGAGAUCACCACUGAGGAUAUCAAAGCUGCAUUUGCACCUUUUGGGAAAAUUUCGUAAGUUGCUUUAUGUUUUAAGCUUGUUGGAUUUAGUAUGUUUCCUCUGACUUGACAUCCUCUGGAAAUUGUUUUACUCAGUUAUUUCUUCUGAUCAUUUUAGUUACUUUAGAGUUUUUCUCAUGUGUUUGUAAGGGGUCCAUAAACAGAAUAGAUGUGUAACCACAUAUAUACAGUUGAAGUCGGAAGUUUACAUACACCUUAGCCAAAUACAUUUAAACUCAGUUUUUCACAAUUCCCGACAUUUAAUCCUAGUGUAAAUUCCCUGUUUUAUGUCAGUUAGGAUCACCACUUUUAUUUUAAGAAUGUGAAAAAAAUAGGAGUGAUUUAUUUAUGCUUUUAUUUCUUUCAUCACAUUCCCAGUGGGUCAGAAGUUUACAUACACUCAAUUAGUAUUUGGUAGCAUUGCCUUUUUAAAUUGUUUAACUUGGGUCAAACGUUUCAGGUAGCCUUCCACAAGCUACCCACAAUAAGUUGGGUGAAUUUUGGCCCGUUCCUCUUGACAGAGCUGGUGUAACUGAGUCAGGUUCGUAGGCCUCCUUGCUCGCACACGCUUUUUCAGUUUUGCCCACACAUUUUCUACAGGAUUGAGGUCAGGGCAUUGUGAUGGCCACUCCAAUACCUUGACUUUGUUGUCCUUAAGCCAUUUUGCUACAACUUUGGAAGUAUGCUUCGGGUCAUUGUCCAUUUGGAAGACCCAUUUGCGACCAAGCUUUAACUUCUUGACUGAUGUCUUGAGAUGUUGCUUCAAUAUAUCCACAUCAUUUUCCUUCCUCAUGAUGCCAUCUAUUUUAUGAUGUGCACCAGUCCCUCCUGCAGCAAAGCACCCCCACAGCAUGAUGCUGCCACCCCUGUGCUUCACGGUUGGGAUGGUGUUCUUCGGCUUGCAAACCACCACAUUUUUCCUCCAAACAUAACGAUUGUCAUUAUGGCCAAAGAGUUCUAUUUUUUUCAUCAGACCAGAGGACAUUUCUCCAAAAAGUAUGAUCUUUGUACCCAUGUGCAGUUGCAAACCGUAGUCUGGCUUUUUUAUGGCGGUUUUGGAGCAGUGGCUUCUUCCUUGCUGAGCGGCCUUUUAUGUUAUGUCGAUAUAGGACUCAUUUUACUGUGGAUAUAGAUACUUUUGUACCUGUUUCCUCCAGCAUCUUCACAAGGUCCUUUGAUGUUGUUCUGGGAUUGAUUUGCACUUUUCGCACCAAAGUAUGUUCAUCUCUAGGAGACAGAACGCGUCUCCUUCCUGAGCGGUCUGACUGCUGCGUGGUCCCAUGGUGUUUAUACUUGCGUACUAUUGUUUGUACAGAUGAACGUGGUACCUUCAGGCAUUUGGAAAUUGCUCCCAAGGAUGAACCAGACUUGUGGAGGUCUACAAUGGUCUUGGCUGAUUUCUUUUGAUUUUCCCAUGAUGUCAAGCGAAGAGGCACUGAGUUUGAAGGUAGGCCUUGAAAUGCAUCCAUAGGUACACCAAUUGACUUAAAUUAUGUCAAUUAGCCUAUCAGAAGCUUCUAAAACAAUGACAUCAUUUUCUGGAAUUUUCCAAGCUGUUUAAACGCACAGUCAACUUAGUGUAUGUAAACUUCUGACCCCACUGGAAUUGUGAUACAGUGAAAUAAUCUGUCUGUAAACAAUUGUUGGAAAAAUUACUUGUGUCAUGCACAAAGUAGAUGUCCUAACCGACUUGCCAAAACUAUAGUUUGUUAGCAAGAAAUUUGUGGAGUGGUUGAAAAACAAGUUUUAAUGACUCCAACCUAAGUGUAUGUAAACUUCCGACUUCAACUAUAUAUAUAUAUAUAUAUAUAUAUAUAAUAUGCGUUGUAGGUAUAAUUACUUUGACUAUUGGUUGAAAUACAAUUUUUAAAGAACGUCACUCCCAGUCUUGAUAAAUAAAUCACUAUCCCUUUCAUUAGUUAUUCAUUCAACUGUUUUGAUCAUUGUGAGAAACGGAAUGACAGAAGUGACACAAGCUCUUUUCAGUUGUCACGUAUAGUAUGGAUAUUGACUUUCAGUCUGUAUCAAAACCCCCACACUAAUUUCACUCCCAACAUUGAAUGUCAGCUUUCAAUUCUCCCUCAUGCUUUUUUGAUAAAUGUAGGAAAUGGUAAGUAGUUUAUGAUGGCAGAUUUAAGAUGGUACUUGUAUGUGUAUCCCUGAGAAGCUUUCUGCCUUUCCAUAGUUGUGAGUCUCAGUUAAGUAGUAGUGCUCUGGUUAUUUUACAGAAAUGCUUAUAGGAUUGGACAGGAGCUUGAAGGCUAACCGCAAGGAACUGUACACACUGGAAACUCAGAUGUAUACUUUUUUUCUCAUUUAUUAUUCCUUUCCAUGUGUAUUUUUUGUAUUAACAUGACCUAGUUUAGAAUAACAAACUCCAAUAUUCAAUAUACAGUGGGGUCCGAAAUUGACACCCUUGAUAAAGAUGAGCAAAAAUGAGAUAAAGAUGAAAUAAUUCAAAUAUCCACCACCAUAUUUUACAGUAUUUAUGGGGUUCUUUUCUACUCAUGCAUUCUCAUUUUGACGCCAAACCCACCACUGGUGUCCGUGGCCAAAGAGCUGUAUGUUCAUGUCAUCCAACAAAUGUAAACGCCUGGAGUUUGCUAAAUGGCAUUGGCACUUAGAUUGGAACCGGUGCUUUGGUCAGGUGACAUGAAAAUAGAGCUCUUUGGCCACACACACCAGCAGUGGGUUUGGUGACAAUGAGAACGCAUGAGCAGUAAAAUAUGGUAGUGGAUCUUUUUAUGUUCUGGGGCUAUUUUGUUUCCACUGGUCCUGGGGCCCUUGUUAAGAUCAACUGCAUCAUGAACUUUACCCAGUACCAGGACAUUUUAGCCAAAAACCUGGUUGCCUCUGCCAGGAGGCUGAAACUUGGCCAUAAGUGGUUCUUCCAGCAAGACAAUAACUCCAAGCACACAUCAAAAUUAAUCCACAAAGAAAUGGUUAGUUGGCCACAAAAUCAACAUUUUGCAAUUGCCAUCUUUCUCCGGACUUGAAACCGAUUUGAAAACCUGUGGUUUGAAUUGAAGGGGGCUGUCUAUAAUGCAGAUGAAGGAUCUGGAAGGAUUCUGUAUGAUCCCUCCCAAUGUGUUCGCCAACUUAUAAAACAUUGUAGAAAAAAGGUGAGAUUUUGAAAGGUAUUGAAAACAGGGGUGUCAAUAACUUUGACCCCAACCUUUUUUAGGGGGGGAAAAUAACUUUUAAACAACAAUUUGAGUGUACAAUAUAGCUCAGUAUUUAAAUUAUUUAUUUUAUAUAUUAUCAAGUGUCAAUAAUUUUGGAUCCGACUGUAUAUACACUGCUCAAAAAAAUUAAGGGAACACUAAAAUAACACAUCCUAGAUCUGAAUGAAAUAAUCUUAUUAAAUACUUUUUUCUUUACAUAGUUGAAUGUGCUGACAACAAAAUCACACAACAAUGAUCAAUGGAAAUCAAAUUGAUCAACCCAUGGAGGUCUGGAUUUGGAGUCACCCUCAAAAUUAAAGUGGAAAACCACACUACAGGCUGAUCCAACUUUGAUGUAAUGUCCUUAAAACAAGUCAAAAUGAGGCUCAUUAGUGUGUGUGGCCUCCACGUGCCUGUAUGACCUCCCUACAACGCCUGGGCAUGCUCCUGAUGAGGUGGCGGAUGGUCUCCUGAGGGAUCUCCUCCCAGACCUGGACUAAAGCAUCCGCCAACUCCUGGACAGUCUGUGGUGCAACGUGGCGUUGGUGGAUGGAGCGAGACAUGAUGUCCCAGAUGUGCUCAAUUGGAUUCAGGUCUGGGGAACGGGCGGGCCAGUCCAUAGCAUCAAUGCCUUCCUCUUGCAGGAACUGCUGACACACUCCAGCCACAUGAGGUCUAGCAUUGUCUUGCAUUAGGAGGAACCCAGGGCCAACCGCACCAGCAUAUGGUCUCACAAGGGGUCUGAGGAUCUCAUCUCGGUACCUAAUGGCAGUCAGGCUACCUCUGGCGAGCACAUGGAGGGCUGUGCGGCCCCCCAAAGAAAUGCCACCCCACACAAUGACUGACCCACUGCCAAACCAGUCAUGCUGGAGGAUGUUGCAGGCAGCAGAACGUUCUCCGCGGCGUCUCCAGACUCUGUCACGUCUGUCACGUGCUCAGAGUGAACCUGCUUUCAUCUGUGAAGAGCACAGGGCGGCAGUGGCGAAUUUGCCAAUCUUGGUGUUCUCUGGCAAAUGCCAAACGUCCUGCACGGUGUUGGGUUGUAAGCACAACCCCCACCUGUGGACGUCGGGCCCUCAUACCACCCUCAUGGAGUCUGUUUCUGACCGUUUGAGCAGACACAUGCACAUUUGUGGCCUGCUGGAGGUCAUUUUGCAAGGCUCUGGCAGUGCUCCUCCUGCUCUUCCUUGCACAAAGGUGGAGGUAGCGGUCCUGCUGCUGGGUUGUUGCCCUCCUACGGCAUCCUCCACGUCUCCUGAUGUACUGGCCUGUCUCCUGGUAGCGCCUCCAUGCUCUGGACACUACGCUGACAGACACAGCAAACCUUCUUGCCACAGCUCGCAUUGAUGUGCCAUCCUGGAUGAGCUGCACUACCUGAGCCACUUGUGUGGGUUGUAGACUCCGUCGCAUGCUACCACUAGAGUGAAAGCACCGCCAGCAUUCAAAAGUGACCAAAACAUCAGCCAGGAAGCAUAGGAACUGAGAAGUGGUCUGUGGUCACCACCUGCAGAACCACUCCUUUAUUGGGGGUGUCUUGCUAAUUGCCUAUAAUUUCCACCUGUUGUCUAUUCCAUUUGCACAACAGCAUGUGAAAUGUAUUGUCAAUCAGUGUUGCUUCCUAAGUGGACAGUUCUAUUUCACAGAAGUGUGAUUGACUUGGAGUUACAUUGUGUUGUUUAAGUGUUCCCUUUAUUUUUUUGAGCAGUGUACUUAAGGUCUGUGUAAAACUGUUGUCUCAUUCUGGUUUGCUUAGUAUUGUUGAUAGUUUUAUGCUCCUUUCCUAAAAUUCUGAAAAUGUAAAUGUUUUAAAAUUUGCAGCUCCCCAAACUCCAUAUUGGUGGUAACGAAUUGACCAGGAAAAAUAAAGAAAUCUGUUAUCAGGCCAUGUAUGCCGUUUUAAUGAUUUUUUUUUCUCUUUGAUAUUUCUAUUGAUAGGAUGAGCACCAUCAGCAAAUAUUAGGAAUGCAUGGUAAUCCAUAAGAAGUGUUGUUUUUGAGGAUUAUAAUUGGUGCAAUAUUUGACAGAGAACCCGUAACUGAAAAUUAAUCUGGAGAAAGAAGCAAUUAAAAUAUCAGUGUAGGUCGCAUGUCUUUGUACUUGUUUUUGUUUUCAAAUGCAAUAUUACCAGUAAUCAUUUGAGGAUUUUAAAAAAGUAAUUAAGAUUUUUAUGGGAGAAUGUAGUCUAUUUGCAGUUCAGUGUUAUGGAUGCUGUUGUCUUGUGUCCUUUUCAGGGAUGCUCGUGUUGUGAAGGACAUGACGACAGGAAAAUCUAAGGGGUAUGGAUUUGUGUCCUUCUAUAACAAACUGGUAAGGCUCCAGUGCAGGAACACAAGAUGAAGGUUAUUUCUAUUUCUGUUUUACUCUUUUCUAUUUUCAGUAGAUUUGAUAUUUUUAGAUAAUUUAAACUUUUAAAAAUAAGUACACAGUAAAUGCACAUUUCGUGUUCUGUUGAUCGAAUUGUAACUUAAGUACAAGUUGUAGUUUGUUUGAUAGUUCAUUAUUCCUGUUUAUCUAUUCUAAUCUAUCCAUCUAGUAUGUAAAACGUUAUAAAUUACAUAAUAGCACUUAGUUUAUAGAAUAUGUAUAGAAGCAUGUAGAAUCUGGAGAAUAAACUUUGUAUUUUGUUUAAAUCGACAGGAUGCAGAGAAUGCAAUCGUUCACAUGGGGGGACAGUGGUUAGGAGGACGCCAGAUCAGGACCAACUGGGCAACUCGCAAGCCACCCGCCCCCAAAAAUGUGCAAGACAGUAAGUAUGAGUGAGCUAUGACUAAUGAGUUGAAAUGGGAGUUAUGAGGCUGAAUGCUCCAUAGGUGCAGUCGGCGUAUAAGUGAGGGGGACACGUCCGUCCGUCCCCCCAAUAUUCUAGAGAGCUAUUUUGUCUCCCCCAAUAAUUUUCGAUCCACUGAAUGUGCCGCUUAGUUCAUAGAACUGCGGUUACGUGAGCGACCUCCAAUAUCCGCUAAAUGCAAUUGUGUCCAACAGAGCAGUUUUAGUUUUCUUCCUACAAAUUUGGCUCCAACUUUUGAACGGUUGGUGCUAUCAGCUAUUAUGACCCCAUCUCUGAAAGCCACGACUCUCAGGGAAAUGUACUUGUUGGAACAUGUACAUUUACAACACGUACAUUUCCCUCUACAACACACACAAGUUGCGCAGGACACGUUAGAAGCUGGCUUCUCUUGUUAUGUCAGUCACUGACACACUCACCCAUGUCAGCAAUUUUUUUUUAGCCUGAUGACUCGCACUAAAUUCUUCUGCUGCUCUGUCAUUUUGCUACAUACUCUAGUCUGAGACUGACAUUGAAGUUGUUUGUGGUGACGAAGGGCACGAGGGGUGUUUGUACAAAAUAGUCAUCAGCGAUUGGAUCGUCUCUAACCAAUCAGAGUAUCUAACCGCCGCUUUACCCAUGUGUGUUUUGGCCCAACCUGUCAGUUUCUGGACCAAUCAGACGGCCCCCUAAUGUGUUCGCAUUCGGUGAAGGGGUCAGGAGGUAAUCGGAUCCAGACUCAUUGCAGUGAAGAAACGAACGUCCGUGGGUGUGGCGUAGUGUUUGGCCGGAGCCAGGAGUCUGGGUAGCCAGGCAACAACAUUUUUAGAUUGGUAAAUUAGUCUAGCCAGCUAUCUAAACUUGUAGUAAUCAUGGUCGAAUUACCGACCGGGGGGCCCCCAUUGAUUUUGUUAGUCACUCUCAAUCAGAUAUCAUAUUAAAAACUGCAAACAUUUCUCUACAUGCCAUGGCAAAAUGUGUAGACUGCAGGAAAUUAACUCUAUAACAAAAAAACUUCUCUCCUCUGUCAAGAGGGGAGCCGCUAAAAUGUUUAGCUUAGGGCCCCAAAAAGGCUAGGUCCGGCUCUGACUGCAUGUGUGAGUAUGGAUUUGGGGACACAGACCCGCGAGCCACUGGCACUGUGGAACGCUUUCGACACCUUGUAGAGUCCAUGCCCUGACGAAUUGAGACUGUUCUGAGGACAAAAAGGGGUGCAACUCAGUAUUUGGAAGGUGUUCCUAAUGUUUCGUACACCCAGUAUAAAUUAAACACAGGAAAAUCACGUUUUUGACUGCACUGGGCCUUUUAAAGUUUCCAGAUUGGAAAGUUGGAAGUUCGAUCCCCGGUCGAGUCCUACCAAAGACUCUACAAAUGGGAUCUGAUGCCUCUGCUUGGCACUCCGCACUAGGAGAUGGAUUGGGGGUAAGGUGCUUAGCCAUGGAGCAAAUGAAAAUAGGGGGUGCAAACUUGUGUUUAUGCACCACCACCUUUUUUUACCAGAAGAUAAUUAUAAUCAUUGGAUCAUUUGUCCAUUUUCACGUCUUUUUUUAGCUAGUCUGUAUUUAAGAAAUGUCUUACGUGAUGUGAUGGCAUUUUGCAAACCCUUUCCCCGUCGCCCCAAAAUGAAAACUAAAGUUUUGCUUCACUACACACACACCACUGCUUUGAUUGGUGUAACGUUAGCUAGAAGCCACAAGUGUCUAUCCAGAUAAUGAAACGGCAAUUGUGAAAGAAAAUGAAAGGAACUUAUAGUUACAUGUCAUUUGCGGCCUCCAUGCUCAUGAGAAAAGUCAUUGUAGCCUAUAAUUUCAUUUCCCCUGUGAGAACCAUGAGGAUGGGCUGACUUGGCUUUGCUGUGCCGCAGCCAAAGCCUGUCAGCAGCCAGUUUACCAAAGGUUGCACCGUGUCCAUUACAUUGUAGAAAAACUCAUAUCAGCUAUCAUUCAAUAGUUAUCCAUAUUACCGGAGCUUCAUCUUAUUCAUUCUAACUAUUUCUAUGGUGGAUUCGCGGCUGCAAUUUAUGGAAGAUGCCAACACUUUGGAGAUAACAAUAGAUGGCGAAGUCAAAGAUACGCCAGUGGUUUCCAUAUGUGGCAAAGUUUUCUUUAAAUCAAUGCUUAUGACAAGUCCAGUUCUAGAACAAGCCAAAACCACAUCAACAACAGUUAACAUUAGCUAGCUAGAUAAGGUUAGCAUGCUAGCUAGCUACAGUUACAGCUGUAGCUAGCUAGCAUAUUUGUUUAUGUUUAUUAACUCCACAUGGAAAUUCCCACACCCAAUUCGUGAAUGUGUAUAAGGAGCCUUCGCCAUUCUUUGGAGGUGGAACCUAAAUGUGUAUUUCAUCUCUAGGACAGGAAAUUACUUUGAAAUUGUGGCGUCAACUUCCUCUGGGGGGGGGGGUCCUUUUAAAACACUACUCAAACGUGUCUUUACUAUGUUUUUCUACAAACCUUCCAGAGAGAUCAUGAAUAAUGGCGAACCUUGUUAAAGGCCCAGUGCAGUCAAAAAUCUGUUUUUACUGUGUUUUGUAUCAUAUUAUACAACAGCUGAAGAAAUUAACACUGUAAAAGUGCGAGAUAAUGUGAAAUGUAAUUGUUGCUGGUUGAAAAUACAAUCUACACAGGACCUUCUAAUCAGCAGGUUUUGCAUGGGUGGAGUUUUGGCUUUCCUGGUGACGUCACCAGGUGGUAUAAGUUAAUAGACCAAUAACAAAGAGUUUAAAACCUCUGCCAAUAAUAGCACAUUUUCAGGUCACAUAUCCCUCCCAUUAGGCCCCUCAGCUCUGGUAGAUUGAUCCACAUUGUGGUUAAUGCACUGCUUUGGUGUCAUUCCCCUCCCGAGUCAGACCACUUCCGGAGUCCUAGCAAAAUUCUUGCUUGAAAAAUUGUUUUUUGCUAAAAAGCUAUUUUUGUUAAUUUUUUUACCAUUUGAAUGGAAAAUUAUUACAUAAUACACUUUAAUUGUUACCUAUAAAUAAUUUGAUAUUGAAAUAAAAAUGGCUACAUUGGGCGUUUCUAAAAUGUAGGAAAUGCGUUUUCAAGUUUAAAUUUUUUUCUGGGUCCAGACCCCCCGCCAAACUUGGUCCCCCCCAAUGUUCAAAUCAUGACUACACCACUUUUUUGUAUGUUUACACCAGAUGGCUCGAAGCAGCUGAGGUUUGAAGAUGUAGUGAACCAAUCCAGUCCCCAGAACUGCACCGUGUAUUGUGGAGGAAUCCAGUCAGGACUGUCAGGCAAGUUAAUUUAAACAUGAAAAGAUACAUGCAGACGGUUUAGAAUCAUUAGAUGUUGCCAACAAAGUUGCGACUGGGUUGGCUGAAUGUUUCAUUGAAAUAUUUUUUUGUUGCAGAGCACCUUAUGCGACAGACAUUCUCGCCCUUUGGACAAAUAAUGGAAAUCAGAGUUUUCCCAGAGAAAGGUUACUCUUUCAUCAGGUACUGUUUUGUUCUAAGCGAAGGUUAACUAUUUUGUUUAUGUACUACACUAUAUAUUGCCUCAUUCGUCCUGUAGAUGGCAGUACCGGGACAUGACUCAAUGAUACAUCUUCCAAUACUACACCAAAAGCCCCCAAUAAUGUCUAGAAUCCAAUCAGAUUUAGUUGUGGAAGUAGUAGUUCAAUGAUUUUAUUACAACCUUGUUUGGUUAUGCUUUAUAGUACAUUUCAUGGAUAAUCCAUUAUAAAUACAUAUACAGCGUCAAUACAGGACUAAGAUUGAAGCCUACUACACUGGCUCUGACGCUCGUCGGAUGUGGCAGGGCUUGCAAACUAUUACGCACUACAAAGGGAAUCCCAGCAGCGAGCUGCCAGUGACGUGAGCCUACCAGACAAGCUAAAUGCCUUUUAUGCUCGCUUCGAAGCAAGCAACACUGAAGCAUGCAUGAGAGCACCAGUUGUUCCGGACGACUGUGUGAUCACGCUCUCCGUAGCCGAUGUGAGCAAGACCUUUAAACAGGUCAACGUUCACAAAGCCGCGGGGCAAUACGGAUUACCAGGACGUGUACUCAGAGCAUGCGCGGACCAACUGGCAAGUGUCUUCACUGACAUGUUCAACCUCUCCCUGACAGUCUGUAAUACCUACGUGUUUCAAGCAGACCACCAUAGUCCCUUUGCCCAAGAAAGCGAAGGUAACCUGCCUAAAUGACUACCGCCCCGUAGCACUCACGUCGGUAGCCAUGAAGUGAUUUGAAAGGCUGGUCAUGGCUCACAUCAACACCAUCAUCCCAGAAACCCUAGACCCACUCCAAUGCUGCCCCAACAGAUCCACAGAUGACGCAAUCUCAAUCACACGCCACUCUGCCCUUUCCCACCUGGACAAAAGGAACACCUAUGUGAGAAUGCUGUUCAUUGACUACAGCUCAGCGUUCAACACCAUAGUGCCCACAAAGCUCAUCACUAAGCUAAGGACCCUGGGACUAAACACCUCCCUCUGCAACUGGAUCCCGGACUUCCUGAUGGGCCGCCCCCAGGUGGUAAGGGUAGGCAACACAUCUGCCACGCUGAUCCUCAACACGGGGGCCCCUCAGGGGUCCGUGCUUAGUCCCCUCCUGUACUCCCUGUUCACCCCCGACUGCGUGGCCAGACACGACUCCAACAGCAUCAUUAAGUUUGCUGACGACACAACAGUGGUAGGCCUGAUCACCGACAACGAUGAGACCGCCUAUAGGGAGGUGGUCAGAGACCUGGCAGUGUGGUGCCAGGACAUCAACCUCUCCCUCAACGUGAGCAAGACAAAGGAGCUGAUUGUGGACUACAGGAAAAGGAGGGCCGAACACGCCCACAUACACAUCGACAGGGCUGUAGUGGAGCGGGUCGAGAGUUUCAAGUUCCUUUGUGUCCACAUUACCAAAAAACUAUCAUGGUCCAAACACACCAAGACAGUUGUGAAUAAUAAUAAUAAUAAUAAUAUGCCAUUUAGCAGACGCUUUUAUCCAAAGCGACUUACAGUCAUGCGUGCAUACAUUUUUUGUGUAUGGGUGGUCCCGGGGAUCGAACCCACUACCUUGGCGUUACAAGCGCCGUGCUCUACCAGUUGAGCUACAGAGGACCACAGAGGGCACGACAACACCUUUUCCCCCUCAGGAGACUAAAAAGAUUUGGCAUGGGUCCCCAGAUCCUCAAAAUGUUCUACAGCUGCACCAUUGAGAGCAUCCUGACCGGUUGCAUCACCGCCUGGUAUGGCAACUGCUCGGCAUCCGACCGUAAGGCGCUACAGAGGGUAGUGCUUCCUGCCAUCCAGGACCUAUAUACUAGGCAGUGCCAGAGGAAGGCUAAAAAAAUGUGUCAGACUCCAGUCACUCAAGUCAUAGAAUGUUCUCUCUGCUACCGCCCGGCAAGCGGUACCGGAGCGUCAACUCUAGGUCCAAAAGGCUCCUUAACAGCUUCUACCCCCAAGCCAUAAGACUGCUGAACAUUUAAUCAAAUGGCCAACCGGACUAUUUACAUUGACCCACCUCCCCUUUGUUUUUACACUGCUGCUACUCGCUGUUUAUUAUCUAUGCAUAGUCACUUUACCCCUACCUACAUGUACAAAUUACCUCGACUAACCUGUAACCCUGCACAUUGACUCGGUACCGGUAUCCCCUGUAUAUAGCCUCGUUAUUGUUAUUUUGUGUUCAUUUGUAUUUUAUUUUAUUUUUUACUUUAGUUUAUUUAGUAAAUAUUUUCUUAACUCUAUUUCUUGAACUGCAUUGUUGGUUAAGGGCUUGUAAGUAAGCAUUUCACGGUAAGGUCUACACCUGUUGUAUUCAGCACGUGACAAAUAAAAUGUGAUUUGAUAAAAAUGUAAAAGGUGAAAUCCACUCAAUCUUUUUGGUCUUUUUUUCAUUAGUCCACUGUUGAUACAGUCCCAAAAUGUUUUGCAUGCCAGCAGUCAAGUUUUCAAGAUCUUGGACUUUCAAGAAGCGAAGUGUCACUUGCCAAGUCCAAUAUCUUGAACUUCACUGCUGACAUGUAAAACAUUUUGGGACUGUAUCAACAAUGGACUAAUGAAAAAAAUACCAAAAUAGUUUUUGAGUGGAGUUAUAAAUGCUCUUGAAUGAAAUACUCAUUUAUUAAUAGUAUAAUAAUAUGCCAUUUAGCAGACGCUUUUAUCCAAAGCGACCUAGUCAUGUGUGCAUACAUUUUUACGUAUGGGUGGUCCCGGGGAUCGAACCCACUACCCUGGCGUUACAAGCGCCAUGCUCUGUACUUAUUACUUUCUUAGUAAACACUACAGGUAACUGCCAAAAUAAAAGAAACCCCAACAUAAAGUGUCUUAAUAGGGCGUUGGGCCACCAGAACCCGCCAGAACAGCUUUAAUGCACCUUGGCAUAGAUUCUACAAGUGUCUGGAACUCUAUUGGAGAGAUGCGACACCAGUAUUCCUCGAGAAAUUUCAUCAUCAAACCAUUCAGUGCCCAACUGUGCCUUGUGGAUGGGAGCAUUGUCAUACUGGAAGAGAUCACUCCCAUCAGAAUAGAAAUGCUUCACCAUAGGUUGAAGGUGAUCUCAGAAUGGCUGUGUAUUUAUUGGCAUUUACCUUGCCCUCUAAGGGGUUGAGUGAACCUAUACCAUGCAAGAAAAAUGCCAGAACGGAGCCACCCGAACCCUAAUUUACUCAAGUGCUUCCUUUAUUUUGGCAGUUACCUGUAUAUAAACCAUAAAAAUUAAAAAAUGUAAUUAUGCUGCACGUUUUUACUUUACAUUUUCAUUGCAUUGCUGAAAUACAUUUCUUGACCUCAGUUUCUUGUUGACAUUUGUGUUCUUCUGACAGGUUUUCCUCCCAUGAAAGUGCUGCCCAUGCAAUUGUCUCUGUAAAUGGAACGUCCAUCGAAUGCCACAUAGUGAAGUGCUACUGGGGCAAAGAAUCCCCCGACAUGGCCAAAAACGUACCACAGGUAGGACACAAGUAUCUUUUUAAUUGAGACAUUGCUCAAAUAAAAUCUCUACAUUUCCCAGUGCACAUGAUUUGCUUUACUCACCCAGAAAAAUGUAUCCUGCUCUGUAUUAUGUUUCCUGUUAUCUUUCAGAUGGAGUAUGGUCAGUGGGGACAAUGGAACCAAAUGUAUGGGAGCCCCCAGGCCCAGCAGUAUGGACAACAGUACAUGGCAAAUGGUUGGCAAGUGCCUUCUUAUGGAGUGUCUUAUGGACAGUCAUGGAAUCAGCAAGGAUUUGGUGUUGAGUGAGUAUUAAACAUUUUGGACAUUGUAAAAUGCUCUUGAAAGGAGAAUUCUUUCCUAAGUAUCUAAACCCGUUCAGUUGUUUGCAGCACUUCUUUGUUAUGGAGUUCUGUUCUUGCCAUCUCCAGUUAUGGUAGACUGACUGUUCACCAUUUUCUUCUGACUAUACUGUAGGCUUCCUGGUGCGGAAUUACACCAUAGCACGGUGAUUUCACAAAAUAGCCUCACAUUGCUGGUUACAUUCAUAAUUUUUUCCCCCACACUAUUUUCUUAACUCAAUAGCUGUUAUUAGGGGUUCACAGCGAACCUGUGAAAACCUAUUGUUAUUGUCUGAAAAGUUUGUUCUUGACAUGGUCAAAUAACGUUUUUUUCUAAUUUGGCACACAGAUACUAGAGGCCAUGAGUAACUUGGUCAAAAAAAUUGGCACCAAUUGGCCUGUGGGGGGCACAGUAAUAAGCAGUCUCACUUAAACCCUAUCAGUCGCCCCAUUGAGCUAUAAAAGAACUAGAAAGCGUCCAAGAUGGCCAACCGUUGUUUUCAACGUAAUCUACUCAUGUUCGCAUACUGUUUCAUGGUUGCUGCCAUCUUUCUAGAUCUGGUUUUACUGAACUAACACUCCGUGCGCACUAGACAGACAGCAGUAUCACGCGAACAUGCUCCGGGAAUUUUGCCAGAACGUGCCAAGCACAUGGACAGCUAUAGAAUGGCUGAUUUGCUCAUAUUUGCAAAGGCCUACCUGUGAUUUGGCUGUAGGAAUGGGAGGAAGGAAUAUACAUGCAUAAUGAUCUGCAUUUCAUUGUCAGUAAGGGGAAAACACAGCAUUAAACCUUCUUUACUCUUUAGUUAACACAGACACAUACUCUCCCUCCCUUCCUCACACACUCUGUCUCCCUCACUCUCAUAAACACACACGUCAUUCUCUUUCCCACAAACACAUACACACACUGCUCCAAACUUUUAAAACAUUAGGCACCAAACAGAAUUUAUGGAGCACCAGAAAUAAAUUGAUUUUGAUAUAGUUUAGGCUUACAUUAAUUAGGCCUAUAUGAAUCCUACCUUUUUUGAAGCACAUAUCAUGAGUAGCAGACGCUUUUCCUUUCAAUUUGCCUAAACCUACUGUCAAGUUACCAGGGUUGUUAGCUAGCUAGGUAACAUGACCUGAACAACAUUGUUAUCAAACCAAUAAUUAACGAAUAGAAUUUAAGAUAAAACGUAAUAAAUAUGAAUAGAUCUAAUCUAGGGCAAGGAUAAAGAAUGACAUAAUUAAAAACCUGUCUAGGUUCUCUACUGGAGUAGGCCUAUACGAUCCUAAAAUAAUUUAUCUUUUACAUUUCAAAAAUAAAUCUCAAUAUUAAAAAUGUCAAGGACAUAUUAUUGUUCCGAUACACACCGGCAAAUGGAUUGAGUAUUGUCAACAGGGUUGUUGUCUCUAUUAGUGUGUGGCGGGCUGGUUAACACUGGGUUAAACUGAUUAAAGCUAACUGUAGAGCCAACACAAUAACUGGCUUAUGGAAGCACUUCUCUAAGCAAGAAGGAUAUUAUAUAAUUUUUACAUUAGCUAUUUACGCUACCCUUAUAUUCUCGAUCCUAAUGAUAUAGGCCUAGGUGUAAAACAGCCGAGGUGAUGGAGCAACGACCCUGGAAUAAAAACAAAAUGUGUGUUUGUGGAGAGCGGGUGGGUUUUACAGGUUUACUCGCUCUGGAUUGUCAGUACUGCAUGUUUUUUUAUUUUUUUGCUAUCGUGCCAUGGCUGUGUCAGGGUCGAUUUGUAAGUUAAACUUAUGUAUCCCUUUAUGGGUAGUGUGAUGCCUAAGACACAUUUUUACUGGAAGUCAUUAGAAUGUAUGUUCCUUUUUCCUUCUUCCGUUUUGUCGGGAAGAAACAGGAUAUCAAAUCAAUAUAGUGAGGACUACAUGAAAUACAGUGGGGGAAAAAAGUAUUUAGUCAGCCACCAAUUGUGCAAGUUCUCCCACUUAAAAAGAUGAGGCCUGUAAUUUUCAUCAUAGGUACACGUCAACUAUGACAGACAAAAUUAGGAAAAAAAAUCCAGAAAAUCACAUUGUAGGAUUUUUUAAAAAUUUAUUUGCAAAUUAUGGUGGAAAAUAAGUAUUUGGUCAAUAACAAAAGUUUCUCAAUACUUUGUUGUAUACCCUUUGUUGGCAAUGACACAGGUCAAACGUUUUCUGUAAGUCUUCAAGGUUUUCACACACUGUUGCUGGUAUUUUGGCCCAUUCCUCCAUGCAGAUCUCCUCUAGAGCAGUGAUGUUUUGGGGCUGUCGCUGGGCAACACGGACUUUCAACUCCCUCCAAAGAUUUUCUAUGGGGUUGAGAUCUGGAGACUGGCUAGGCCACUCCAGGACCUUGAAAUGCUUCUUACGAAGCCACUCCUUCGUUGCCCGGGCGGUGUGUUUGGGAUCAUUGUCAUGCUGAAAGACCCAGCCAUGUUUCAUCUUCAAUGCCCUUGCUGAUGGAAGGAGGUUUUCACUCAAAAUCUCACGAUACAUGGCCCCAUUCAUUCUUUCCUUUACACGGAUCAGUCGUCCUGGUCCCUUUGCAGAAAAACAGCCCCAAAGCAUGAUGUUUCCACUCCCAUGCUUCACAGUAGGUAUGGUGUUCUUUGGAUGCAACUCAGCAUUCUUUGUCCUCCAAACACGACGAGUUGAGUUUUUACCAAAAAGUUAUAUUUUGGUUUCAUCUGACCAUAUGACAUUCUCCCAAUCCUCUUCUGGAUCAUCCAAAUGCACUCUAGCAAACUUCAGACGGGCCUGGACAUGUACUGGCUUAAGCAGGGGGACACGUCUCGCACUGCAGGAUUUGAGUCCCUGGCGGCGUAGUGUGUUACUGAUGGUAGGCUUUGUUACUUUCGUCCCAGCUCUCUGCAGGUCAUUCACUAGGUCCCCCCGUGUGGUUCUGGGAUUUUUGCUCACCGUUCUUGUGAUCAUUUUGACCCCACGGGGUGAGAUCUUACGUGGAGCCCCAGAUCGAGGGAGAUUAUCAGUGGUCUUGUAUGUCUUCCAUUUCCUAAUAAUUGCUCCCACAGUUGAUUUCUUCAAACCAAGCUGCUUACCUAUUGCAGAUUCAGUCUUCCCAGCCUGGUGCAGGUCUACAAUUUUGUUUCUGGUGUCCUUUGACAGCUCUUUGGUCUUGGCCAUAGUGGAGUUUGGAGUGUGACUGUUUGAGGUUGUGGACAGGUCUCUUUUAUACUGAUAACAAGUUCAAACAGGUGCCAUUAAUACAGGUAACAAGUGGAGGACAGAGGAGCCUCUUAAAGAAGAAGUUACAGGUCUGUGAGAGCCAGAAAUCUUGCUUGUUUGUAGGUGACCAAAUACUUAUUUUCCACCAUAAUUUGCAAAUAAAUUCAUUAAAAAUCCUACAAUGUGAUUUUCUGGAUUUUUUUCUCAAUUUGUCUGUCAUAGUUGACGUGUACCUAUGAUGAAAAUUACAGGCCUCUCUCAUCUUUUUAAGUGGGAGAACAAUUGGUGGCUGACUAAAUACUUUUUUUCCCCACUGUAUGUCUCUCUGCCGAUAGGCAACGUGCAUGUAAUGGACAUAAAUAACUGGUCUUGUGAUAUCUAUAGGUUUCUUUCUAAAAAAAAAUUGAACAAUUGGAAAGGUGAACUGAGCAGGCUGGGCUGACAUGGUUAUAGCCUUGGCUAGGACUUUCUUAAUAUGACCAUGAAUUUAUAAUAUUGUGCUAUUAUUAUUUCUAGUAAUAUUAUCUAUUGUUGUUUUAUUUUUUUCAGACUGUUUUCCAUGUUAUUUGGUUAGUUCUCUCUUUAAAAACACCCUCCUAAAUAUGCAAUAGACUUAUGGGACUUUGAAUGUGUGAAGGGUGGCAGUAUUGAAUAAUGUUAUCAUGGGACUGCCCAUAUUUCCCUCUGGCCUACGCCAAGGGUUUGCCUUAGGACGUGAAGGUGCGUCAUGAGUCAGGGAGAUGGUCUUAGUGACAACAGAGGAGGACGGUUUUAGUGGGUGGAAUAUUAGGACAAUUGGAGGUUUACACAGUUGCAGCUACAGUAUUCUUAACAGUGCAAAUAUUAUGGUAAAGCUAUAUGGACACUUAAUCAUCAUGGUCCUUUUUGAUGGUAAUUUUACAAACAUUGGUUGUGGUAAGUAUAAUUGAAAAUUGUAUCUCAUUAUGGUAAGUGGUGAAAUAAGUAUAGCCAGUUGUAAUGGCUUAGCAGAUAAUAAGAAAAGACAAUCCGUAUUUACCUGGCUAAAAGAGAAGGAAAAUAAUAUAUAUUGUUUACAGGGAACUCACUCUACAAAUAUAGAUGAGGUUGGGUUGGAAAGGACUGGGAGGGAGCAAUAUAUGUUUAUAUUAAUUAGCAAUAAUUUUGGAAGAUGGAUCAUUUUAAAUAUGCUAUUGGACCAAAAACCGAUCCAGCUAAUUCAUCUAUAUGGACCAAAUAAUGAUGAUCCACACGGAAAGUAUUCAGACCCCUUGACUUUCUCCACAUUUUGUUACGUUACAGCGUUAUUCUAAACUUGAUUAAAUUGUUUUUUUCUCAUCAAUCUACACACAAUACCCCAUAAUGACAAAGCAAAAACAGUUUUUUUUGAAAUUUCGGCAAAUGUAUUAUCAAUAAAAAUGGAAAUAUCAUCACAUUUACAUAAGUAUUCAGACCCUUUUACUCAGUACUUUGUUGAAGCACCUUUUGGCAGUGAUUACAGCCUUGAGUCUUCUUGGGUAUGAUGCGACAAGCUUGGCACACCUUUAUUUGGGUAGUUUCUCCCAUUCUUCUCUGCAGAUACUCUCAGCCUCUGUCAGGUUGGAUGGGGAGCGUCGCUGCACAGCUAUUUUCAGGUCUCUCCAGAGAUGUUUGAUCGGGUUCAAGUCCGGGCUCUGGCUGGGCCACUCAAGGACAUUCAGAGACUUGUCCCGAAGCUACUCCUGCGUUUUCUUGGCUGUGUGCUUAGGGUUGGUGUCCUGUUGGAAGGUGAACCUUCGCCCCAGACUGAGGUCCUGAGCGCUCUGGAGCAGGUUCUCAUCAAGGAUCUCCCUGUACUUUCCUCUGUUCAUCUUUCCCUCGAUCCUGACUAGUCUCCCAGUCCCUGCCACUGAAAAACAUCCCCACAGCAUGAUGCUGCCACCACCAUGCUUCACCGUAGGGAUGGUGCCAGGUUUCCUCCAGACAUGACGCUUGGCAUUCAGGCCAAAUAGUUCAAUCUUGGUUUCAUCAGACCAGAGAAUCUUGUUUCUCAUGGUCUGAGAGUCCUUUAGGUGCCUUUUGGCAAACUCGAAGCGGGCUGUCAUGUGCCUUUUACUGAGGAGUGGCUUCCGUCUGGCCACUCUACCAUAAAGGGCUGAUUGGUGGAGUGCUGCAGAGAUGGUUGUCCUUCUGGAAGGUUCUCCCAUCUCCACAGAGGAACUCUGGAGCUCUCAGUGACCAUCGGGUUCUUGGUCACCUCCCUGACCAAGGCCCUUCUCCCCUGAUUGCUCUGGUUGGCAGGGCUGCUGGCUCUAGGAAGAGUCUUGGUGUUUCCAAACUUCUUCCAUUUAAGAAUGAUGGAGGCCACUGUGCUCUUGGGGACCUUCAAUGCUGCUGACAUUUUUUGGUACCCUUCCCCAGAUCUGUGCCUCGACACAAUCCUUUCUCAGAGCUCAACGGACAAUUCCUUCGGUCUCGUGGCUUGGUUUCUGCGCUGAGAUGCACUGACAACUGUGGGACCUUUUAUAUAGACAGGUGUGUGUGCCUUUCCAAAUCAUGUCCAAUUAAUUGAAUUUACCACAGGUGGACUCCAAUCAAGUUGUAGAAACAUCUCAAGGAUGAUCAAUGGAAACAGGAUGCACCUGAGCUUAAUUUCUAGUCUCAUAGCAAAGGGUCUGAAUACUUUUGUAAAGGUAUUUCUGUUUUUUUUUUUUAUACGUUUGCAUAAAUGUCUAAACCUGUUUUCGCUUUGUCAUUAUGGGGUAUUGUGUGUAGAUUGAUGAGAAAUGUAUUUAAUCCAUUUUAGAAUAAGGCUGUAAUGUAACAAAGUGCAAAAAGUCUAGUGAUCUGAAUACUUUCUGAAUGCACUGUAUAAUAAUCUAUUGAGCUCACAAGCAAUGAAUGAAUCUAUUAUUAUUGUGAGAUAUAAUAUGGUUUUAAGUACCUCAAUGGAUCGUAAAGGAAAUCACACUACAGAAAAUGAUCACCCUCAUGAUUUUAAGGAGAUUAUGGCUACAUUAGAACUAGUGGAUAUAUGGACGCUGAAAAACCCUGACCUGGUGAGAUAUAAGGAAGCACACCUGUUAAUUGAAAUGCAUUCCAGGUGACUACCUCAGGAAGCUGGUUGAGAGAAUGAAAAGAGUGUGCAAAGAUGUCAUCAAGGCAAAGGGUGGCUAUUUGAAAAAUAUAAAAUAUAACAUAUUUUGAUUUGUUUAACACUUUUUUGGUUACUACAGUUUAGGUCAAAAGAUUAGACUAAUAAAGAAAAUAGAGGAAAUAAUAGCGCAGGUAGAUGGCAAUAAACUCCUAUAGAGCCACAAAAUAAGUUGGAGGGAAAACAAAUAAUUGGAGGAACUUAUUCAAGAACGAUCAAGUGUAAUUUAUUACAAAAAUAAAGCGAAUUGGAUGGAAAUGGUGAAAGAUGCACUACAUUUUUCUUGAAUCUUCAACAUAGAAAUGCUACCAAAAAGAAUUGAUAGAAACUCGUUACAAAUGACCGUCAUCCAUGAUUCACCAAAUGAUAUUUUGAAAGAGGAAGCAAAAUAUUUUAAGCAUAUGUUUUCUUCAGUCUCCAUCUCCACUUAAUGAUGUUAACUGUAAGGAUUUAUUUCCUAAUAAUAAUAUCAUUAAUAAUGUAAAAUGUAACAAUUCCUGUGUGAAGGCCAAUUUACAGAGGAGGAACUUUUUGAGGCAAUUCAAUCUUUUCAGUCUGGAAAAACACCAGGGCUUGAUGGUAUACCAGUAGAGGUAUAUCAGACCUUUUUGGUGUACUCAAAGAUCCAUUAUUAGCAUGUUUUUAAUUACUCCUAUAAAAAUGGUAGACUUUCAGGUACUCAACAAGGUCUGAUUUCAUUACUACUGAAACAGGACCCAGGUGCUAAGUAUAAAGAUCCAGUCCGUUUAAAAAAACUGGAGGCCUUUUACACUUCGAUGUUGUGAUGUGAAAAUCCUGGCGAAUUGCAUAGCACAUAGAAUAAAAAAUGUUUUACCAGAUAUUGUUCAUCCUGAUCAGACAGGUUUUUUACAUGGACGAUAUAUUGGAGAUAAUAUAUGACAAUUACUUGAAACAAUUGAACAUCAUGAAUCAAAGAUACCAGGCCUGGUCUUCAUAGAAGAUUUUGAAAAGGCGUUUGAUAAAGUACGACUAGAAUUUAUAUAUAAAUUCCUGGAUUACUUUAAUUUAGGUGAAUCUCUUAUACAAUGGGUUAAAGUUAUGUACAGCAACCCCAGGUGUAAAAUAGUAAAAGUAUUGAGCUUUAAGAGGAGUAAAACAAGGUAGUCCGUUGUCUCAAGUUUUUUCUUUAGUCCGUAAUCUGUAUUAGUUUAAAAUGGCCCGCGACAUGGUUUGUGAAAUUAUAUAAAAUGUGCGCGAAUCCUGAUAGAAAGGGGGGGGGGAAAGGCAUCCCCGGUAAUAUGGGUCAUAUUUUUAACCGUUUAGGCCAGACACAAGCCUUUUUCUUUGCUGUAAAGCUGCAAGCAUGCCUGUCGCAAAGCGGUGCUCUAUUGUCCCCCUCUGAACUCAGAGGCUGCAUGACUGUGAACUUGCAAAGUCUACUCAGACUGGUCUGUGCUCUUGGUUAUAACAUGUGAUGAAAUGAUACAAUGUAUUGCUCACUUUGCACGCUGCUCCAAUGUAACAAAUGUACAAAUCUUAAAGGGUCUGCAUCCCCGCUCGCCAUCGACUAAAUUAUAUUUAUAAAAACUGACAGAGGAAUAGACGCGCAUGAAGAGCGGACGGAGAGAAGCAGGUGAGUGAGACUAGUGGCUGUUGCUUAAAUUCAACUGAAUUUUAUAAACAAAACGGACUUUAUAAAAAUGUUAUAACGUGCCAGCAGGUUCUUUAGAUCGGUAGUGCUGAAAAUCGUUGGUAGUAUCAUAUAAAAUGGUACUACGGUAUUCUAAAAUGUCGGUAUCGUGAUGUUUUGGUACAGUGAUAUUAUCGUGGUACCGGUAUACCUUGCAACACUACACAUCGUAACUUAUUUUGAGAAAUGCUAAGGGAUUGGUCAAAAGAUGGCAGUUAUUAUCAAAAAUCUGAUUUUACAUGUCCAGUUUAAACCAUGGUAAAUCCACUCCGCAGUGGCCUUGCUUUGUUAUCCGACUGCUCGUGUCCUUUGUCAUCCUCUGAACCCCGUUCAUUGCUGCUCGCAGCUAUAUUUUCAUUAUGUAGUUUCAAUUUUAACAGCGUCGAAGUUAUAAAGCUCAUGUCACUUUUACUCCUACUUUUCUGUCAACAAUAUUCUCCUGAAAAACAGCAGUUUGGAGACAUUUUAAGGACAGUCCUGAUCAUUCUGACCACAGUUUCUUGUUGACAUUUGCAAGCAUAGGCCAUCCAGUGUCAUAGCAAACCUGGGGAAAUGGUUUGACUCCGGAGCCACACUUAACUAUGACAUCUUGUUCACAGGGACUCCAUUCUGGCCGCAGCAGCACAGAACAUUUCAAGGUGACAAACACACUCAGUGCUUCCCAGCCCAAAGCUUUCACUUACCAGCCUCUGCAUCUUGCUGUGAACCUUCCCUUGUGUGUACCUUCUCUCUUGCAGACAGUCCCAGUCCCCAGCCUGGGUGGGAGGGUUUGGAUCCCCGGCGCCGUCCCAGCCCGGUCCUGUGAUGCCCAACCAGGGAAACUUCAACAUGGCUGGCUACCAGACACAGUGAUCAGGCUCUCACUCACAUCAGUGGGAAUUAGUGGACUUUCAGUUAGGAGAACAUAAAGAAAAUAACAUUGUAAUCAUCUGGAGAGAUUGUGUUAAAGCAGAGAAGAUCAGGAGCAACAAUAGUUUACCUCUUUUGAGGAAGCAAAUGUUAUUUAUAAAGACGGGUAGGGAGUUGUUUUUAUUGGCUGAAGUUGUGUUGUGUACAAAUUAAAUUUCAACAAGAAGUAUGAAAAAAAAACUUGGACUGAAUUUUCACGCUUUUAUAUAGGGGAUAUCUUGGUAAAGAUUUUUUGAUGAGUUUUAGUUGACCACUUAAUGUAGUCUAAAACAGACUUAAUGUCAUUUAUAUACCCAUGUUUGUCACAGGACAUUGCACAGGUACAUAUAGAAAGAAGUUGUACAUUUUCAGAACAUAAUGCUCUUUAAAUUGUUAAAGAGUUUCUGAUUAAAUCACUUUCUGAACAUUUGACAGAUGAGUAAACACAUGUUCAGUCUCCUGCUUUAAGACGUUUAGCAUUUUGGCCCAACAAAGCAAGGAAAAAGCACUUUUAGGGUCAUAUUUGCUUUAAAUCUUCCAAGGCAUAUGGAUUUGUGUGCCAUUAUGUAUAUUUACAUUUUAUUUACUUCACUUUCUUUGUCUCCUGACAUUGUACUAGCCGUAUUCCUUAAUAAUGCGUGUAAAUCUGUAUGCUAUUAUUUGCUUAUACCUGUAAAUGUCACUUAUAAUGGAAAAGGGUCAUGAAGGCCAAACGUGUGUGUGUAUAUAACCCUCGAACACCUGAUUUGAAAUAAGGGUUUCCAAGCAUGUACUCUUUAGUGUCACAGGAGCUCCACAAACCUAAUGUUGUAUAUACUGUAGAUGGGUGUGCAAUGCAGGGCUGACAUAUUGAAUCUAUUCAAUAUAAUUUACAAAGAAGCCUUAAUUUAAAUGUCAGUUACUGCACCCUUUAUUAUUUUACUCAAUGAAGCCCUGUUAGAAAGCUGAACUCUAGAUUUUAGAACCAAUGUUUUUAUCAUUUAAAGUUGUGCCAUUUUCAGCUAAUAGCAGGAGACAAGUAGUGAACGUUUCCUGGAGACAUUUUGAGGGUGAAUUGCACGUUUUUGAAAAUGUAUUAUCUUGGUUGCUCAAAGUAUUGAAUGUAAAAUGGCAAUUGUUUUAAUGACAAAUAAAUUCAGCAAUUGACAAUUCAAUUUUCAAUGUAAAAGGGUCUCAAUAAAAAAUAAUUAUUGGAAGAAA
Molecule: messenger RNA, 27658 nt
Organism: Coregonus sp. 'balchen'
Lineage: Eukaryota; Metazoa; Chordata; Actinopteri; Salmoniformes; Salmonidae
Source: the annotation of a GenBank genome assembly